AUGCUCCUCACAGCUGUGGGUAAAGAUGGGAAUAAUCAGAUGUUUCCGAUUGCUUGGGUCGUGGUUGAGGGGGAGAACCGCGAUUCUUGGUCAUGUGGCGAGAGAGCCCGUUGCUGCCCGACAAGUGGUGAGAAAGCCUGUUGCUGCACAACCAGUGAUCAAUACAAGAGCCAGAGGAAAACGAGCUGCACCACAAGAUGCUGGCAAUGCUCAAGGGCAGAAGAGAUGAUCUCAUUGUUCAAAAUGUGGCUCACCUACCCACAAUGCGAGACUUUUACUCUGAAUAGAGCAAAUGGGAUACAGGAUGUGAGACUGAAUGUUGCUGAUAGAAGGACAAUAGAAAGGGAGUUGCGUGUUGCAACAACUGGGGUGGGUGUUUACGUGGAUGAGAGAACCGGCAACCAGUAUGUACGGCUUAAUGGAGCACGUGGUAGAGCUUUUGAUUUGGGUCCAUCUCAACAACCUAGAGCUGUCGAAGCAAAUGUGGUGGAGCUGGGAGGAAGUCAGCCCCCACCAUCUCAGCCUUAG
Linum trigynum is the source of this 528-nucleotide messenger RNA. Lineage: Eukaryota; Viridiplantae; Streptophyta; Magnoliopsida; Malpighiales; Linaceae. The record is from the annotation of a GenBank genome assembly.